AUGUUGGGAGGGACGGGCGCGGUGAAGUUCUGGUUGCGGAAGUUUAGGCCGGUGACUUUUCCGGCGAGGCAGGUGAUGAACGGCCAUUGGCAGGGGGGUGACGUGGCGUUCCAGUGGCGGAGGGAGGGUGGGUUGUUGAGGAGGUUUUUGAGGGUGAGAAGCGUUGACCGGUCGUCGAGCUGGGAGAUUACGGUUACGGGGAUUGAGGUGAGGAGGAGGAAGAAGAAGAGGAAGGGUAAAAUGGUCAUUUCGGUUUGGUUUGUUGAGGUGAAUGGUGAGUGA
Messenger RNA from Eruca vesicaria subsp. sativa (arugula), 282 nucleotides. NCBI's taxonomy places the organism in Eukaryota, Viridiplantae, Streptophyta, Magnoliopsida, Brassicales, Brassicaceae. The record is from the annotation of a GenBank genome assembly.